AUGUCCACCAUACGUGGUGCAUUGCCGUUGGUGGCCAUUUUUGCGGCGAUGUAUAUCGCCACAUAUUGCGUUACCACCGCGCGUGAAAUUACCAAAGAUCGUUACGACGAUCUGCAGGUAGCCGCCAGCCAUCAUCACGGUCACGAGAGUGGCGGCGGAGAGGAGCAUCAUUCCCAUCAUCAUCAUGAACAUGGCGGGAAGGGUCAUAAAGGUUACAAGCAUGACGAUCAUCACGGCAAAGGCGAAAAAGGACAUCAUCACAAGGAGCAUCAUCAUGGCCAUCACGAUGAGCACGGGGGACACAAAAAGCAUCAUCAUCACGACGAUGGCCACCAUCAUGAACAUCAUCAUGGCGAAAAGGGAGAGAAGGGUCACAAGUUUCACGAGAAAGGACACUAUGGCAAAGGCCACAGCACUCACGGUCACCACGAGGUGAAGAAGCACGACGAAUACAAGAAGGAUAAAGAGUUCUUCGACGAGCACCAUGAUCACGGUCAUCACGACGAGCACGGCGGCCAUCAUCACGAGCACGGUCACAAAAAGGGAGGUCACUUUAAGAAAGGCCAUCACGAUCAUCACCAUCACGAAGGUCAUCAUGGUAAGAAGGGUCACCACGAGAAGGGUCACCAUCACCAUGAUCACAAGGGUCAUAAGGGGCACCAUGAUCAUCACGAGCACCACCAUCACCAUCACGAUCAUGGCAAGAAGGGCGGUCACGAGGAUCACAAGGAAUGGGGAUUCAAAAAGGGACAUUAA
Linepithema humile (Argentine ant) is the source of this 756-nucleotide messenger RNA. The record is from RefSeq and is a predicted model, not a curated record. Lineage: Eukaryota; Metazoa; Arthropoda; Insecta; Hymenoptera; Formicidae.